Molecule: messenger RNA, 1739 nt
Organism: Polyodon spathula (Mississippi paddlefish)
Lineage: Eukaryota; Metazoa; Chordata; Actinopteri; Acipenseriformes; Polyodontidae
Exons: 3
Coding region: 267-1739 (490 amino acids)
Source: RefSeq, a predicted model, not a curated record
CUUACCCGCGGCGGAGAGAAACACGCUAGUGUUUAGUUUUGCCCGUGGAGAGUUUGUUGUUUGUUUGUUUGUCUCUCGUUGUUGGUGCCGACCCUUCCCCUGGUCAAUGUGCUUUAUUUGUUUUAUUUUUUUAUUUAAAGUGACGGCUUAUUUGUGAAAAGGAAGUCUUGAGAUCGACUGAAGGAGGAGACAACAAUUCACGCCGCCUGCAGAGAGAGAGAGAGAGAGUGAGAACGGAUCAGCCUCACUCACAGGAAGUUUCUGAGAUGGAAGCAGCUCACGUCAGCCCAGAGCUUCCUAUUCGAUGGGUUGUUUCUGCAGACAGGACUGUUGAGAUCAAGGAGGAAGUGACUGAGCUGUGGUGCGACCAGGCCAAUGAGCGGACCCUGCAGGAGGAAAUGCCACCUUCUAGCAUCGCUGAGAGAGGUGCACUGAAACUCAAAAGGGCUCAAAGAAGACAGGUGACCACUCAAGAAGCGAUCGAUAUGCUUACCGCUUUGUCUGAAAAUGAUUCUGAUGCAGGGAAUGCGAGCGAUUACAACAGCGAUGAAUCCUGGAUUUGUGAUACGGACAGUUCCACCAGUGAAAGCGAGGAAGGUGCCAGUGAUGAGCCACGCCCACAAAGAGGGCUCCCCAGGCGCAGAAGAGGUCGUGGCAGAAGCAGCAGUCCUGGGGAAUCCUCCGCAGUGCCGGCCGCUUUGCUUUUGUCGUCUCCUGAAGCAGCUGCAGGCAUGCCAGUCAUGCCAGCCGCUUUACCAGCAGCAGGAACAAGGACAGCGAGUCCAGCUGCGUCGCCAGCUCGAGCAGGCGUUCAGGAGACUGGGAAGGAUGGUACUAUUUGGGAAAUUAUAAGUCCCACUGUUGACGCUGUGGGAAGACGGGCUGCACAAAAUGUUUUCACUGAAACCUCAGGUCCCACGCCGUACGCAAAACGCAAUGUCAGUAGCAUUCUUAGUGCUUUUCAUUUACUGAUCGAUAAGCGAAUGCUGCAUCACAUUCAGCGCUGUACUGUAGCAGAGGCACAUAGGACACAAGGUGAUGAUUCCUGGGCAAUGUCGUUGGAGGAAUUAGAAGCGUUUAUUGCAAUCCUGUAUGUUCAUGGAGCGUGCGGUGGCAAAAGCCUUAACCUGGAGCGCCUUUGGUCUACACAAUGGGGAAUUGCUUUUUUCGCAGAGACAAUGCCACAGAGUCGUUUUCGAGAAAUCUUGAGAUUUUUGCGUUUUGAUUUGAGAGCGACGAGAAGUGCCCGCCUUCAGACAGAUAAAUUUGCCCUGGCAUCGGAAAUUUGGAACGGCUUUAUUGAAAACAGCAUUGCCUGCUACAAGCCGGGAGAGAACCUUACAGUGGGUGAGCAGCUGUUUCCAACUAAAGCACGGUGUCGCUGGACACAAUACAUGUCAAACAAACUUGACAAAUUUGGGAUCAAGUUUUGGGUGGCAGUGGACGUUGAGUCCAAGUACGUGGUGAAUGGUUACCCCUACCUGGGCAAAGAUGAAACUUGCCCAGCUGGUCAGAGACUGGGUGACAGUGUGGUACUUAGACUGAUGGAACCAUACUUAGGAAAAGGGAGGAAUGUUACCACUAUCGAUUUUUUUACCUCACUGCAAUUGGCAAAAAAGUUGAAGAAAAACCAAAACCAGCCUGGUUGGAACAGUGAGCAAAGCAAGAAGAGAGCUUCCACCAUCUGCGCAAAACUUGCAACCUCAGCUGUACUCCAGUACAAUUUUGAAACACAGUGA